GGGGUUAACUACAGUUCGUUGCCCUGAGACGAAAGCGAAGAACCGGGGACACCACGUGAUCCGAGAUGCCUGACUCUGAACUCUGCCAAACUUUGGCGCUUGGGGCUUUUCCAAUUUGGGCUUCGCCAAUUCGGUCUAAUCUCGCCAAAACAUAGUUUUUGCCCACACCUCACAUCCCUGAUUCACGCCAACCCUUGCACGCGUUUGAAGGUGUCAGGAUACCGAAAUGUCAUUAUCUUGAGUCUAAAAAGAUGACAUUGUUUCCAACGACAAUGAUGGCCACUUGCUGCAUGUUUUCUGAUUGACAAAGACGACAAACAAUGGGUGCAUCAAGGUCGACAAUACAAAGGAUUUCUUCCCUGAAUUCCUUUGUUGCUGCACAUGAAGUGGACUGCUCGACUACCUUGCCCGCAAUUCGGGAACGUCUUGUAACACAACAUAUUCGCAUUGCAUAUCAUCCCUACAAUGGCUCGACUAUUGGGAGACGCGGACCUCUUCUUAUCCGUAAAAGUCCAAAGUAAAAACAACGUCGAAUCACACCCUAAAGUGAUCGAAGUCCUGCCAGCAACUCCUACGAUGGUCCAUGAUACCAAUCCGAAAUCGGCUUCACAUGUGCCGGCACAACCUCUUCGCCAUAAACGUCGCUUCACAAUAGGUGGUCCUAAGAUUUCGCAUCCAGUCAGCACAGAGGGAAAGCAGAACGAUGUUCCAGAGAAAGGACUCGAAGCAACGCCGGAUCACGUAAAGCCAAAGUCCACAGUAACCAUCUCUCGUUCCCAUUCUCGGCUACAAUCAGGCCAGUCUCGACAUCCAGGGUCGAGGCUACGAGAUGACAGCGCUGUUGGAAGAGAUCCAACUCGGAAGGAGCAAGAACGGCCAAGUGUCCAGCGUUCUAUCACUGUCCCGGCUAGUCGAGAUAUUGCUGUUGACCACAGUGUUUCGAGGGCCAGUUCAAUCCGCUCGAGAUCACCCGAUAAAGCUCAAUAUCCGCCGAGCAGCUGGAAAAGCCCUCCGAACGCCGAAUCCCCAGUUCACACUAUUCAAGAGUCAGUGACUACACAUCAGAAUCCACGCAACGCUGCGAGCCUCUGGCAAGGACCGAAGCUUGGGCAGCCGCGGCACACAGAACCAGCACUCAGAAGUCCGCUAAAGGAGCAGAAACUUGCAGGAAUACUUCUUAGUGAAUCCAAGUCGCGACGACGGUCAUCUUCCGCAAGACCCCAACUCGACGACAGAUCACCAUCCUCCGACCGAACAGCAAACAUUAUUGCUCCUGUACAACCGAUGUAUAUCAAGUCACGUCGCCGAAAUAGCUCGUUCUCUACAUCCACUUACACGAGACGAGACCAACCUGUCAUUGACACCAGCAGAGACACCGGGACACAACCAAUUAACAAACCUGAUCUACCUGAACCUGAAAUUGCGUAUGGCCACACCUAUCAUUACACAACCUGUGAACACACUUCUCCUCCGCUAUCCAGGCCACUUAAUGUGCAACCGACUCUGGUGCAAUAUAGUGAUGAUCUCCUGGCAUACCCACCGUUUCAUCUACGCAGUCUUCUGGAAAGCCCCCAAAAGUCCAUACCCAGCAUAUACAUCAUCGACGGUUCAUGCUGCAAUUGUGAUCUAUCAGAGCGAAGGAAGGCUGAAUCCGCGGUACUGGAAAAGUAUACGACCAGAUUAGACAAUCUGUUCUUACAGUUGAACUUGUUGCAGGAUGAUAUGGAUGCAAAGGCUUCACGUGCACCAGAUUUUUUACGAAGCGAUACGAGUCCGUCAUUGUCAGAUGUAUCUCCGGAGACGAUUCAAUCGAUUAUCCUUAUGGAACACCAACUCGACGAUGUGGUACAACGACGCGACCGCGAGGUGAAGUCGAUCUGGAAAGGAUAUACAGAACGUUGGGGUCCUGCAACAGUGGGCAUCCAUCACGAAAAUGACUCGAUCCGAGAUAGAGGCCGUACUCAUGCCAUCAGUGAGAGAAGCGCGAAUGGUGCUGACCAGUGGACAACUUCUUCGGUGUCGGACGUUGACACUGUUGCUGGGAGGACGUCGACAAUUGCAUCAACUGUGUCAAGUCGCACCACUCACACUUUAUUUUCAGCCGCUGGUCGUCCGAAAUUGAACGCAUCGAGGCAAAGCAGUUUUACCACCUCCGUGAACGGUCCACAGGAACGUUACUCAGACGGUACGCGAUCGGUCAUGGCGACUUCUUCAGUUGACGGCGUGAAGGGCGAUGGCCGUAUGAUGGUCGAAUGGAUCCGACCUGAUCGAGGCAGUGCAAGGAGCAGAAGCCAGAGUCAGAGUCAGAGCCGCAGCAGGUCAACGACGAAUCGGACGUGGCGUUUGGACGAUUCUUGUACAUGAAUGUAAGAUAGCGGGUACUUGAUUGGGGUCUACUAAAAGUAUGGUGUUACCGGCGCGUGAUCUGUUGUCACAAGGAAGACAUGGAAAAGGGAAAAGGGAAAAGUUUUUGCAGGCGUUAUCGAAGGAUGCAAGAAGCAUAUCAGGAUGCAUGUGUGAGGCA
Molecule: messenger RNA, 2524 nt
Organism: Exophiala viscosa
Lineage: Eukaryota; Fungi; Ascomycota; Eurotiomycetes; Chaetothyriales; Herpotrichiellaceae
Exons: 1
Coding region: 466-2364 (632 amino acids)
Source: RefSeq, a predicted model, not a curated record